Phyllostomus discolor (pale spear-nosed bat) is the source of this 4775-nucleotide messenger RNA. RefSeq names its product cation channel sperm associated 3 (gene CATSPER3). Bases 21 to 1163 code for a protein of 380 amino acids. Gene Ontology annotation, biological process: monoatomic ion transport; transmembrane transport. The transcript has 8 exons. The record is from RefSeq and is a predicted model, not a curated record. Gene Ontology annotation, cellular component: membrane. NCBI's taxonomy places the organism in Eukaryota, Metazoa, Chordata, Mammalia, Chiroptera, Phyllostomidae. Gene Ontology annotation, molecular function: monoatomic ion channel activity.
GUCGAAAUUACAAGAGAGAGAUGCCAUCUACAAAGAGUUCUCCUUCAAAAACUUUAAUCAGGAGGAAAGACACUCAGUGUCAGGCAUUUGUGAAGAGAAUCAUAACGAGUCCUCUGUUUAAGAUGAUCAUGAUCAGCAUCAUCUCGAUGAACGCCUUUGUGGUGGUCUUGUGUACUGAUUACAAAACAAGAUACAAGUUGUUCAGACUUUUUGAGAUCUUGGAGAUGAUCUUUGUGACUGGCUAUAGCGUUGAGUUCUACAUGAAGGUUUAUGUGGACCCCAUCAACUACUGGAAGGAUGGCUACAACCUGCUAGAUGUGGUGAUUAUCAUCACUCUCUCGAUCCCCUACUUUCUCUGCAAGAUCAAGGGCAAGCACUAUCCCUACCUCAACAUUGCUGAUGGCAUCCAGUCCCUGCGCAUCCUCAAGCUCAUCACCUAUAGCCGUGGCAUCCGGACGCUCAUCACCGCCAUCGGGCAGACAGCCUACACCGUGGCCUCCGUGCUCGUCCUGUUCUUCGUCCUGAUGUACAUCUUUGCCGUCCUGGGCUUCUGCCUGUUUGGAGGUCCCGAAGGGGGCGACCUGAACAACUGGGAGAACCUGGCUGGGGCCUUCUUCACCCUCUUUAGCUUGGCGACGGUCGACGGCUGGACAGACCUGCAGGAGAAGCUGGACAACCGGAAUUUCAUGCUGAGCCGAGCGUUCACUAUCACCUUCAUCUUGAUUGCCUCCUUCAUCUUCCUCAGCAUGUUCGUGGGUGUGAUGAUCAUCCACACUGAGGACUCCAUUAAAAAGUUUGAGCGGGAGCUGAUGCUGGAGAGGCACCUGACGCUCCUGAAGGAGAAGCAGGUGAUCUUGAAACGGCAGCAGGAGGAGGUCAGCAGGCUGAUGCAGAUGCAGAAAAACGUUGACUACAGAAGUUUCACUGAGCUGGUGGAGAACUUCAGGAGGACCCUGCGGCAUACUGACCCCAUGGUCUUGGAUGAUUUUGGCACUAGCCUGCCCUUCAUCGAUGUCUACUUAUCCACCCUGGACAACCAGGACACCACGAUCUACAAGCUACAAGAGCUGUACUACGAGAUCGUGCACGUGCUGGGCCUGAUGCUUGAAGACCCACCGCAGAAGAAGCAGUCCCACUCCUCAGAAAAGGCGGAUGACACGUAGUUUGGUGUGGGCGCCCAGACCCAGAGGGCCUCAGCCUGUGAGGGGCCCCAGUAAACACGGGCUUUCUGGGCUGGCCUCUGUACUGUUGCUGUGUCACGGCGCUUCCCCACCCUGAGGGCUGGGUCUGGGCAGGUGCCAUGGCGCCCGAUUCCCCAACACCCCCCGCCCCAUGAUGCAGCCAGAUCUCUGGGGUGGCAGGAGGAGGCUCAAGACUUGUCCUGGCCAGGGGGCACACCCAGAGGCCACACUGGACCUCUCCUCCCUUGACCCAGUGCAGGGACCCACUGUGUUCCUGGGGAAGCUGCCUGAGGACCCCGGCCCCAGAAGGGCCCAGACCUAGCAGCCCCCUACGAAUGUGUGGCUCCUCCAAGCUGAUGUGACCUACUUCCCUCUUGGAACCUCUGCAGCGCUCACCUCUGGGUCAUCCCCACACCUGGCAGAGCUACAUCUCUCUCUGUGGGCCCACUGCCCUGGGUACCCUCUUUGGAAGUCGUCCCUGCUUUCUCCUAGGCUCACAGAGGCCGUGGUGCUCUGAGGGGGUGGCCGUGACUGGCAGGGCUCUGUUGUGUGGGCAUGGAGGUCGGGGUAGGCUGGUCUGGCUGGCUAGCUUCAGGCACUUUGGGCUGCUUCCCCUUUUAUGGUCAGUUAGGACUCUUCACCGAAAAGGUGGGCUUUUCUGCAACAUUCCUCGCCAGGUGACUGCCAGAGUUGCUGGGGCCCUGGGGCCUGCUGGUUCAGCCAUAAUGGAGCCAUUUGAAGGCCCAGGUGGGGCAGGGGGCUGCUACCCCUUGCCCCCAAGUGGCCAGGCCAGAGGUCUGGUUGUUUCCCCUCUGCUCCAUGGCUGGGGAAUACUUCUGAAGCCUGUCACCUUGGCAGUGACAUCUCAGACAGAAGGGGGUGGGUUCUGGGAGCAGCCAAGUGCAGAAAGACCCAGGACCCACACUGGGGAGUCAGGUCAGCAGAAAAUACAUGGGGUUGAGUCGAGAGCGGCUGGACACGAGGGUGCCAUGGGUAAGCCCGUGGGUUCCGGGCCUGGGAUAGCACCCCUGAGGCCACAGGACGAGGGCAGGUAGGAACCUAUAUUCAUGGUUUCAUUUCUGUAUUGACUACCAUUUACUGAGCUGUUGGGUGCCAGGAUUCUGUGAAGAGAGGCCCACGGUUGAGUAGGGGAGAAGGAGAUCCAGUGAGACUGGACGAGGAAGUCUCCUGAGGAGGCGACAAUGCCUAUUUGAGUGCAGGGAGCGCGCAUCCGCUAGGUACUCACAUCGUGUCCGUUUGCGGGUGUUCACCUCUCGGGACCAAACUGAGAAUUUGUGAGCAGUGCCUGGGGCUGCUCUGGAGAGCGAGGCCUGUUGCCCUGCUGUGGGGGAGACCUCUCAGGGCAGGGAGUGGAACCUGGCUGCCCCUGGGGGUGGGGAGGGCGCCGUGCCACUGCCCGGGAGCCGGGCCUGAAGGAAGCAGGGUGCCCCUGCCCUUCGUGGCAGGGGGAGAGGUGCGGGGCCUCAUGUGUUCAGUGCCUCUCCAUGCGGCUGGGGUUCCCAGGGGUGCUGGGGUGGGUGAGCGCAGUCAGCAGGGCAGCCAGGCCUCCGGGCAGAGGCCCCACUCGGCGCGGGGACGCAGCAGACAGAGGUGGCCAAGGGCUCGCAGCGGCUGUGCCAGCUUUGCUCCGGGGAACACGAGAACACAUCAGCUGCUCUCGCCGGAGCCCUGGGAACUGCCCCAGGGAUCUGGGAGCGAGCGAAAGAUUUAAAACUUGCCUCAGGGAGUUAGAAAGAACCCUGAUUUCCGAGUCAGGAGACGGGGAUUCCUUCAUCGGUGACCGUGGGCAAGGCGUCCAGGCCCUGGAAACCUCGGCUGUCUGCUCCGAGAAGUGGGCUGAUAAGACCUUAAGGAUCGGAUAGAAUGGUGUAAAACAAGAUGUGGUCGACUUAGCCAUGUGUGCUUUCUGGCUGUCAGCUCUGCCGCUGCUUGGCGGCCAGCUGCAGAGUGGGCUGUGCCAGCCAGGGGCUGAGAGGGGCAGGGCCAAUGUCAAGGUGGCGGGAGGAGGGUCAGGAGCUGAGAGCAGGGAGUAGAGGUCAGGAACCUGUGGGGGGUGGGGCUGGUGCAGGGCGGGUGGCCAGCAAGGCAGACCCGGGUGGGAGGUCUGGGUUCCAGGCCCAGCAGGGAAGCCUCGUGCCUGGGCCACUGGCCUGUGGCAAGCUGCUUCUAAGGGCACAGGCAGAAGGCUGUCACGGAGCAGAGAACUGUGCGAGGGUGACGUGCGGAGGGCUGGCCCAACACGGCUGGCAGAACGAGCUGGCGGAUAUUUGGCGCAAACUCUCAAAGCAGCAUUUCUGCUUGGCUCCGCUCGCCUGUAGAGCAAACACUGGUAGGCUGGAAUUCCCACUUGGGCUCUCACCAACUCAAACAGGCUUGGCCAAGCUUUGAAUUGAUUUGCUUGGGGCAGAAGUGGCUCUGCUUGUCCAGGCAGCGGAAGCAGGACCCUCCUGCCCUCCCCACACCCCGGGAUCCAGCAGAGCUGUCCCCAAAUGGCCCUCUCAUCUCCGUUCUGCCAGUGGGGGGGUUUGGGGGCUGCACUCAGAAGCAGGGGGCACCUGGGCCUGAAUCUUUGGGUCACACCCAGGCCCUCCCCCAGCUCUGUAGGAAGGAUCUGGAAUCCAAGGCUGGAGGUGUUUGGAAGGUGACCAGAUUUUUUUUCAAACUGCUGUUGGUUCUACCAGCAGGAAGCUGCUCCUGUAUCAGGGAGACCCAGGCAGUGCCUGAGAACGCACGCUUCCUAUUUGCUCCCGCAGCUCCACAGUCCAGCGUGGAGAUGCCGGGAAUGUGUGCCUUCUGUUUUCCUCCAGUGUGGGGGAGGCUAGACACCUCCUAGAACAAACUGCCCUUCACCGGGGCAGGCUUUGCUCUCAGGGGUGUCUCCCCCUGUUCUGCUCCCUGUCCCUAGCCCCAAAUGGCCUGGGUCUGCUCCGUUGUCCCGCAGACUCAAGAGAGAUGGCCCUGAAUUCCUAAGGAGGCUACUCAGGAAGGAGAGGGGGUGGUUGCUGAUUCCAGUCACAGGGAUGGGAGGUGGGGACAAAGGAACAAGAUGUGAUGGAGUGCCCGCUCUUCCCCAUGCUCUGCCACUAGGAAUGGUAUCUGUCCUUGGCCGGCCACAUGCCUCACCUUCCCCAGGCUCUGGCUUUGGUUUUGGCUUUGCCUCCAGCUUGGUGCGAUACAGCACCUGGAGAACAGGGAGAGCCAGGCCCGGAGCGCUACAAGGAAAGGGAGUGUUGUGCUUCCUUGGUCAGCUCCUGGGUGCUCCUCCCUGGCAGAGAGUUGGGCGGUGGGAAGAACAGGGAGAAAUCUGCCUGGAGGCUAAUAAGGCUGCAGGGACCUGUGUGGCCAGGGGCUGGGACAAGGGGGAGGGGGCCAGGCUGAGGCCUGGGAGACGGAGACCAGCAGACAGAGCCUCCGACGUGGCUGGAGUGUGAGACCUUGAGACCCGGGAAGGGGAGAAGCGGGGUGACAGGUGUCCUGGUAGGGUAAGAGCUGGCCCCUCCCCGACGUUCUCUGAGGCAAAUGAUGGCUGGGACUGUUUAAAGAUGAGUGUUGAUGGUUGAACUAUACCUUAAA